AUGUUAUUCCUUGUUUUACUUUUUCCACUGAGCCUGACAAAGGGAGAAAACUGUCAUAUUCUGGACAAUCCAUCAUAUCCUUUGCUAUGUAAAGAUGGAGAUGUGAUCAUUGGAGCUAUUUUUUCAGUACAUUAUGAUACAGAGUUGCAGGCAUUGCAAUAUACUAAAACCCCACAACCUUUAAUCUGCAUUAGAUUGAACCUACGAGGAUUACGUCUUGCUCAGACUAUGACCUUUGCCAUCGAUGAAAUCAACAGAAGCAACCGCUUGCUUCCAAAUAUCUCAGUUGGUUACAGGAUUUAUGACAAUUGUGGCUCACAAUUGUUAAGUAUAAAGGCAGCCAUGAGUUUGAUGAAUGGUAUGGAAAUAACAACAGAUAAUGCCUGCUCUGGACAAGCAGUUGUACAAACUAUCAUAGGGGAAUCAGAGUCUACACUUACUGUAGCACUCACAAAAAACACAGGACCCUUUAAGAUCCCAGUGAUUAGUUAUGCUGCCACAUGUGAAUGUUUAAGCAACAGAAAAGAGUACCCUUCUUUCUUCAGGACCAUAGCAAGUGACUUCUACCAAAGUAGAGCACUGGCAUAUUUGGUCAAGCACUUUGGCUGGUUUUGGGUAGGAGCUGUGAACAGUGAUAAUGAUUAUGGCAACAAUGGAAUGGCUAUUUUUUUGAAUGCAGCCAAAGAGGAGGGAAUAUGUGUUGAGUACUCUGAGAAGUUUGUCCGGUCGGAUACAGCAAAUAUAAUAAGAGUGGCAAAUGUUAUUAAAAAAGGCACAGCAAAAGUAAUUAUCUUAUUUCUCUCAAUAUUUGACAUGAACAUUCUAAUAGACCAGCUUAUUCUAAAAAAUGUCACUGGCUAUCAGAUAAUUGGUGUUGAAGCAUGGAUUACUGCUGUCAAUAUAGCAACACCAGCAAGUUAUAAGGUAUUGGCUGGAUCUAUUGGUUUUGCUGUGGGGAAAUUUAACAUUGCUACCUUCUCUGACUAUGUUGUAAAUGAAUUUUGGAAAACAGAUUUCCCCUGCUUGAGUACAAAGCGAACCAUUUCUCAAAUUGAAAACAACCGCAGUAAUUAUAAAGAUAUAAUUCAGUUUAAAAAUUACAGUGCAGAUAUAUCGGAACUGAGAUAUGCAAAGAACAUCUACAAUGCAGUAUAUGCUGUGGCACAUUCUCUACACAGCCUGUUGGGAUGCACAGAAAACCAGAGUUGUAAGAAAGACAAAGCAAUACAAUCAUGGCAGGUUGUUGAGGCUCUUAGAAAAGUAUUUUUUAAAACUUCAUUAGGAGAACAGGUUUGGUUUGACAGCACUGGGGCAACAGCUGCAAAAUAUGAUGUUGUGAACUGGAACCAAGGGUUUAAUGGAGAAGUGCAGUUUGAGGUUGUGGGUUAUUAUGAUGCCUCACUGCCAAAUGGCCAACAGUUCAUUCUAAAUGUUGAAGAUAUAGUGUGGGCUGGAGAGAAAAAAGAGAAGCCAAGGUCUGUGUGCAGUGAGAGCUGUCCUCCAGGAACCAGGAAAGCUGCGCAGAAAGGAAGGCCUGUCUGCUGCUAUGACUGUAUACCAUGUGCAGAGGGAGAGAUCAGUAACCAGACAGAUUCAAAUAACUGUGAGCAGUGUCCAGAAGAAUAUUGGUCUAAUGUUGGUAGAGAUAAAUGUGUCUUAAAGGUCAUAGAGUUUCUUUCAUUUACAGAGGCAAUGGGAAUAGUGUUGGUGUUUUUUUCUUUGUUUGGAGCUACAUUAACUGUGUUAAUAGCUAUUUUAUUUCUAAUAGAAAAGGACACUCCUAUUGUUAAGGCCAACAACUCCGAGCUGAGCUUCCUGCUGCUUUUCUCCCUGACUCUGUGUUUCCUCUGUUCACUUACUUUCAUUGGUCGGCCUUCUGAGUGGUCCUGUAUGCUGCGUCACACAGUGUUUGGGAUCACAUUUGUCCUUUGUAUCUCUUGUGUUUUGGGGAAAACAGUAGUUGUGCUAAUGGCCUUCAGGGCUACACUUCCAGGCAGUAAUGUCAUGAAAUGGUUUGGGCCUCUACAGCAGAGACUUAGUGUACUUGCCUUCACUCUUAUACAGGCCCUUAUUUGUGUGCUUUGGUUAACAGUUUCACCCCCUUUUCCAUAUAAGAACAUAAACUACUACAAGGAAAAAAUCGUAUUAGAGUGUAAUUUGGGCUCAGCUAUAGGUUUCUGGGCCGUGCUAGGUUAUGUAGGACUUCUUGCUUUCUUAUGUUUUGUUUUGGCCUUUUUAGCUAGAAAGCUGCCAGAUAAUUUUAAUGAAGCUAAAUUCAUCACAUUCAGCAUACUUAUAUUCUGUGCUGUGUGGAUCACCUUUAUUCCAGCUUAUGUCAGCUCUCCUGGAAAAUUUACUGUAGCUGUGGAGAUAUUUGCUAUUUUGGCUUCCAGUUUUGCAUUAUUACUUUGUAUAUUUACACCUAAAUGUUAUAUUAUUCUCUUUAAACCUGAACUAAACACUAAGAAAAAUAUAAUGGGCAAAACGCUCAAAAGUUAUAAAAUAGCUAUCCACUUCGGUCUCUCUAAAAGGAGGUACUAA
Molecule: messenger RNA, 2541 nt
Organism: Clarias gariepinus (North African catfish)
Lineage: Eukaryota; Metazoa; Chordata; Actinopteri; Siluriformes; Clariidae
Product: extracellular calcium-sensing receptor-like
Exons: 7
Coding region: 1-2541 (846 amino acids)
Biological process (GO): G protein-coupled receptor signaling pathway
Cellular component (GO): membrane
Molecular function (GO): G protein-coupled receptor activity
Source: RefSeq, a predicted model, not a curated record